CUAGUAACAAUACAUCUACUCAUUAUGUCUGGCUACAACGACAACAACUACGGCAACAAUGGCCACAACAAUGGCUAUGGCGAUGGCGAUCGUCGAGGAGAAGCCAGUCAGUACUACGGCCAGGGACAUUCUGAUCGCCAGCAAUCAUUCUCCGGUGACCAGGGAUAUGACAAUCAACAAGGAAACAGGCAUGGAGAAGGCUACGGUCGCCAACAAGACUACAGUCGUGAACAAGACCACGGCCGCCAACAAGACUACGGUCGUGAACAAGACCAUGGUCGUCAGCAAGAUUAUGGCCGUGAACAAGAACAUGGUCGUCAGCAAGAUUACAGCCGUGAACAAGAGUAUGGCCACCAACCACCACAAUACCAACAAUACGCGUCUACCGCUUCUCACUCGUCAAACUCAGGCCGAAACUCGCACAAUCAAGGUUCCCAAAACCAGUAUAACGGCGAGGGUGACCCAGAAGGCGAACGUGGCAUCAUGGGAGGUAUAGCCGGCGGAGCCGCAGGUGCAUACGGCGGUCAUGCUCUCGGCGGAAAAUCUGGUCAUGGCACAUCGGGUAUGAUCGCAGGUGCUCUGGCGGGUGCAUUUGCGGGACACAAGGGUGAGGAAGCUGCGUCUGACUGGAAAGACGAGCGAGACGAGAAGAAGAAAAAGGAGCAUGAGCAGCAACAGCAACACAACCAACAAGACCACCAACAGCAGGACCAGAAGCCUCGCGGUGGCAAUUUCGCGGGCAAUUUCACUGCAACUGCGAGGGAUAUUCGUCUCGACGCCCAUGGCGAGUACAGUCUACACGCUCAGUGCAGGAGAACAGACGGAUCCUACGAAUCCAGCACCAUUUCCUUGAACAAGUUCUUGGAAAAUGACAACGGCAGCUUCCAUUGGUCUAGCCAGAACCAUGGAGGUCCGUCAACUGUCACGGUCCAGCAGGGUGAUACGCUUCGGGCUAUUGCUGCUAGGCACAACUGUGGCUUUGAGGAGAUCGCACAGCAUAAUGGUAUUCAAAAUGCGGACAUGAUCUACCCAGGCCAAGUGCUUCGCGUUCCUGGUGGUGGUAGUGGAAGUGGGGGUAACUUCGGCGCAUCGGCUAAAGACAUGCGUCUCGUCGAUGGGGGCCAGAGAUUGGAAGGCGAGCUGCAGCGCGAUGGCAGGUGGGUGCAGGCCUCGAUCGUCUUGGACGAGAGAAUUGGGAAUGUGAAUGGAUGCUUGGAGUUUGUGUAGACGGCGUGACACUAUCCGCUCAGAAAAGAAAUGCAGUUCUGCCAGACUGAGGACUAGGGGUGGUGAUGGCCAUUGAAUUCAACAUUUUAUGAGAUUGGACGAAGUGCGGUCGCUUGUAUCAACAUAAGUAAAAAGAGAUUACAUCGUAAAAGAUCUACAUCGUUUGCAAGUAUUGCCAUGCUCAACUCAGCGAAUUCCGUGCCGUUUUUCUCAGGAGUAACGUUGUCAGACUUGCGAGACAAACUCACCUAUAUAGCAAGCGCUCGUUACCAGUUUGGAAUUAGCGCCUCUCAGUCAUUCUGGCGCGAAGGAUACCGCUCUAUUCAAUCUAGGGGUUUGACUUAUCCUCAAAAGCUUUAUCAUUGUGCGAAUCUUGAAAGAAGCCUACACUCCAUUGUAAAGUAUUCCAUCAAUAAACAUCCAGUGCGAAAUCUGAUUGAGAGAGUCCGAAC
Messenger RNA from Dothidotthia symphoricarpi CBS 119687, 1679 nucleotides. Its product is annotated as carbohydrate-binding module family 50 protein. Gene Ontology annotation, cellular component: outer membrane. The transcript has a single exon. Bases 25 to 1227 code for a protein of 400 amino acids. Lineage: Eukaryota; Fungi; Ascomycota; Dothideomycetes; Pleosporales; Dothidotthiaceae. The record is from RefSeq and is a predicted model, not a curated record.